UAUGCUGAAAAGUCUGGGAGCCUGGACUGAAGGGGCCAUGAGUAGAGGAGGACAUAGAUCAGAGUGUUUUCCUUGAAGCUACUAUCACCCCUGGAAAAGCCCUGCAGGAAUAAGUGACAGCAGGAAUGACAAGGGACUAGGACUGACUUCUUUUGUCUCCAGGUUCAACGAAGAGAAAUUGGAAGACAGCGAAACACCAGCAUCUCAGAGGGAUAAAAAGAAAAGUCCACGUGGACCUUACUUCUGGCCUGGGAUGGUUGGAGAGGCCCCAACAAAAGUCAGAGAACAAAAGUGUAUUUUGCAGGUUGCCCAGAGGGCAAGAUGGAAAAUGUCCCUUCUCCUCAUCCUGUGCCUGCUACAAGGUUCUUCUUUGACCCCUCCCCACAGAAGAUGGCUGCAAGACAGCUAUCUCAGAUGGCUGCAGGACGGCUCUCUCCUCUCUGGGACCCACCUCCGGGCCAUUGAAAUGCCUUCCUCGCCCCUCUGCUGGCAGGACAGUCCCUUGGCAGCUGAAAAUGCCUUGAAAGGCCCAAGGCUGGUGUCUGGGGUGUCUCGGGGAACUGUCACUGUCCAGUGCCAUUAUGCCCCCUCUUCAGUCAACAGGCACCAGAGGAAGUACUGGUGCCGUCUGAGAUCCCCCAGGUGGAUCUGCCACACCAUUGUGUCCACCAACCACUACACUCAUCCUCACUAUCACAACCGUGUGGCUCUCAUGGACUUUCCACAGAGAGGCUUCUUUGUGGUCAGGAUGUCCCAGCUGUCCCUGGAUGAUGUGGGAUGCUACCACUGCGGCAUUGGAGAUGGAAACACCAUGCUGUUCUUUAGCAUUAAUCUGACUGUCUCUGCAGGUCCUUCCGGCACCCUCCCCACAGCCACUUCACCUGAUGGGGGCCUCACCACGAGAUCCUUUGGAAUAGCACCUCCAACAGCUAACAGAUGGACCCCAGGACCCACUCAGACCACAGAAGGACAGGGCACAGAAUGGGACAGAGUUGCUCUAACCCCCGGAGCCAGCACCACAGCUUCAGCUAAGGGAAGAGAAACGCCAGGAACAACCAGAACAGCAAGGACAGGAGUCCGGGUGGAGGGACCCAUCAAGGCCACAGUUCCUAUUCCAGAGAGUCCAGCUUCAAAAACCAGAAGUGUGUCCAACAUAACAGCAGGUGUUUGGAUGUGGGGCACCAGAAAUUCAAUAACAAAUAGGGCUGUUGUCAGCAAUGAUAGGAGGCAGAUAACAACUACCAGGGCUGACAGGCCAGGGGAGGAAACAGAGGGGGCCGAGAUAGCUCUAGACGCAGCCAAAAAGGUCAUAGGAACCAUGAGGCCAUCGGCCCUGGUCUCAGAAAAACUGUCCUGGGAAACCCUCCAAGAAGCAACACCAGUUUCUGAACAACAAUUUCUGGGCUCCCUUGAAGGAACAAUCCCAGCUGCAGGCAUGUGGAUCUUGGGAACCACCAGCAUAGAGACGGCAUCUGUGGAAGGAAGCGCAGAAGGGACUGAAGAUGCUGCUACUGAAGACAGUGGUCCCCCAAUAGCAGGCUCCCUGAGGCCCCCUGGCAAAGGGUCAUCCAGGAAGAGUGCUUUUCCGGAAAAGAAGAACAGCUCUCGCAUCCUGACUCCAGUCUCUACCAUACUGGUCCCACUUAUGCUCGUGGCUCUGGUUCUAUUGCAAAAGAAGCUCUCGAGAAGGAGGAUCUCUCACGAGUCAGAAAGAGCACCAAGGGUCACCCUGAUUCAGGUGACACAUUUCCUGGAGCCAAGUCGCCAAGCAGACCAGCUGCCCCAUGUGGAAAGGAAGAUGAUCCAGGAAGACCCUCCUAUUGCCCAAGCCAGACAGACUGUCCCAGAGAGAGACCCAGGGCCCUGAGGGAUGGAAAGAUAAAUGGCUCAGUCACCAUGGAAGAGGACCAGGACGAAAGCCUCUUCUCAGGAUCCUUCUCUUCCACCUACAUGAAGAGGAGCUAAGGCAGGAGGAGCUUUACCUGGGGAAGUACAGGCUGACCAUCUUUGGGCCCAAGAAGCUCAAGCAUUGUCCAUGACCAAAGGACCAUAGGACUCAAAGAAGGAAAGGGUUUAAAUUAUAGAAGAUGGCACCUAGGAAAAAUGUAGAAUUUGUAUUCCUAGAUUUUUGAAAAGAGGCUUCCAAUCAGUAUGGAAAACAGAGAAUUCUCUAUCACCACUCUCAGCCCUAGGUAGGCACUCCCUUUUCUGACUCAGCCUGCUGUACACAUGUCAUCAUACUCAUGUAUAAUAAUAGUCUUGUUGUCUCAAAUAGAUUCUGAGCUCCUUUAGGACAGUAACUGUGCUUCAUCCACCUCUCUGUGUCUCCAAAUUUAACUCAGUAGGAUCCCCAUAAAUAUCUGUGGCUGAUUGACUGACUGGGAGGGCAUGGCCCAGUGGCCUCUGGGGACCUUGUCCACUCAGGAGCUCUGAAUCCCCCUGGGCAUUUGCCCCUGCAUUUGGGAGUCCCCUAGAUGACCUCAGACAGGUGGUUUCUACACACAGACCAAAAGGAGGAAGAGCAUUCCUCACACCAUUGCUCCCCAUUUGUCCCCGUGCUCAUUAUGCCAUAUUGUAAACCUUUUAACCCAGUCAAGAUUUUCUGGGAUUUUCCUAAAUUGAUGAAGGAGGGGGUAUUUUCAGUGGAGACUCACCUUCUUCGUAAAGUUCCUCUUAUUCAACUGCUUAUAAAUCCUUCAUAUUGAGGACUGUUGAUAAAGCUGGAAAAUGGUUCUGGGGGGUGGGGUGGGAGACAAAAGAGAGGAAUUUUAUGUGGAUUCUCCUUUAUAGUCAUGUAA
Nycticebus coucang (slow loris) is the source of this 2798-nucleotide messenger RNA. RefSeq names its product Fc alpha and mu receptor (gene FCAMR). The transcript is spliced from 8 exons. Gene Ontology annotation, cellular component: plasma membrane. The coding region runs from base 254 to 1867 and encodes 537 amino acids. NCBI's taxonomy places the organism in Eukaryota, Metazoa, Chordata, Mammalia, Primates, Lorisidae. Gene Ontology annotation, molecular function: transmembrane signaling receptor activity. The record is from RefSeq and is a predicted model, not a curated record.